AUGUCAGAUCCAACUUCUACUAUCCAUGUUUUAAAACCCCAUCAUCUUAGCCUUCUAAGGCUUAUUGUGAUGAUCUUGCAAGCUGAAAGCCCGCGACUGAUGUUUGGCCCGAUACCGUCCGAUUUCUUGCUUCACGUCUACCGUAUCGUUCUGUACGAGAUCUCGGAGGUCUCAAAACCACGUAACUUCGCUGAGCUCGUCACUGAGAUUGCGAAGGGUCCAAUGGCGGAUCAACCGGGCCCACAAAAGUUCCGCCGUGACCUUGCUGUUGAACCUUUUAUUCUGCAAAAACCAGAACAGCUGUCCCAGUUCUUUAGAGGUGUGCCUAAACUCUUCCUUGAGAAAGAUGAGGAGGAGGAUCAUAUUCGAUUUACUCGCCGUUCCUUGUUUGGUUAUUUUUGCAGACGGUGCUUCUUCAGUUUUGUUAAACUAUCAUUUACCGGUCGCGCAAAACUUCAAAAGGACUAUGGGAUGUGGCUCUUGCAGAACAUCGGAGAAGUUGCUUCCAAUGUCUCGGAUAAUUACCAUAAUUUCAAGAGGGAUAGACUGACAAAUGGUGCUCGUGCUCGUAAAUUCCGAGAUUGCUUCACGCUUACCCAGCCAUCAGACUAUCAAAUAUACAAGACUCACGCCGAUAAAAGGCCGUUUGCCACAACUGAUGCUUUCGCAGCCUACGAGAAAGGAUUGGCCGUUGGUGACGAGAGCACUGCAACCGAGAAUCUGCGGAGGUUCUUUGAGCAACAUUUUCAUGAAGAGAACGAUUCGGGCCUUCGACAGCAUGCAUUGUUGAAUCUUGCGCGAAAACAUUAUAUGAGUCACGAGUACACGGCCUGUCGGAAGUUCUUACAAGAAGCAAUUGGUGUUGCCCGUACUGGCAAUGACAAGCUUACCCUGCAGCAUUGCAUGAGUAUGCUGCACCGCCUUCCUCCCACUGAGCGUGGUCAAAAACCGAUUCUCAACGACAUUCAACCCGAUCUGCAUCCGCUCGAAGUUUUAUACGACGUACAGAAAUUAGUGCAAAUCGGUAAUCAACAACCCCUAUCGGCGUCUUUCGAAAAGGUUUUUCAGGCAAUCGGUUUGUAUGACCAUUGGAUCGAUAUACAACACGGUUCAUUUGUGGAAUCGGAGCAAUGGGGACAACAUGCUGUGCAGAGUAUUGUGUGGGCUAUGCACGGGAGUACUCGGCUCUCGCACAUAGAAGAGAACGUUGUCACUGCUUUCACAACAGUCGGCGGCGAUGAUAACAAUCGUGUUGUCGUCACGCUUCACCGAGCAUACUACCGAGCUCGUCAGGGCAAAUAUCGGGACGCUAUCGCAAUUCUUCUCGAUCCUGAUGUUUGGCGAGGCCUUAGCAUUGUCCACUAUAAUAUGUGGGCCAGUGAAAUCUGGCAUAUCCUCGUUCUUCGUGCCAGCCGUCGUCGUCAAGAGCGCCAGUUCGCAGAAUUUCUGAAGCAACGACGUCCACAUGGUUCCUAUAAGCCAAGAGAAUACUGGUUCUGGUCACAAAUGUCUCUAGGUUCCAUGAUUCGUGACCCUCUGUAUGAGGUCAUGCAAAUGCGGGGAAUUGAUCAAGGACAUGCAUGGAUCGAGUCACUGCUUACUGCCUUAUGGCAUGCGGAGUUCCAGAAUCGCUAUAGUUUGUAUAGGAUUGCCAUCAUCUUGCUGGCUGAUAUUGGCCUCGAAUUUGGCAUGACAAAGUGGUGUCGGCGAAUCAUCGAUGAGAUCAUGCCUCAAGUAAUUGAUGGAAGUGAGUUAGAGCAAAGAGCAUUGGCGUGUUUCGUCUUGGCAAGAUGUAUCAUUGCCGCGGGGGAUUCAUCGCCUGAAGCAUUGAGGGAAUGCUUGCCCUAUCUCAAGAUCGCUGAGAAAGAUUACAACACGCUUGAGAUAUUUCGUUCACUUCAAGACGUCCAAUUCCUUAUAUCAGUGGUGUACCACAACCUCGGAAUGACCAAGGAAAGGGAUGAAGCAGCAGCACGUCAACUCAAGACUGAAGAGGAAGGUAAGAAGGCCGCAGCCAUCGUAUUGGAAGAUUGGGUCAUAGACGUGUUAGAGAUUGUUGGUGAUGUAGGAGCCGCUCUUGCGAGUAGAUAG
Molecule: messenger RNA, 2091 nt
Organism: Fibroporia radiculosa
Lineage: Eukaryota; Fungi; Basidiomycota; Agaricomycetes; Polyporales; Fibroporiaceae
Exons: 17
Coding region: 1-2091 (696 amino acids)
Biological process (GO): anaphase-promoting complex-dependent catabolic process; positive regulation of mitotic metaphase/anaphase transition; protein K11-linked ubiquitination
Cellular component (GO): anaphase-promoting complex
Source: RefSeq, a predicted model, not a curated record